This is a messenger RNA of Wyeomyia smithii (pitcher-plant mosquito), 618 nucleotides long. RefSeq lists its product as uncharacterized. Lineage: Eukaryota; Metazoa; Arthropoda; Insecta; Diptera; Culicidae. The transcript is spliced from 4 exons. Bases 170 to 532 code for a protein of 120 amino acids. The record is from RefSeq and is a predicted model, not a curated record.
CAUUUACCUUGCUUUCAAUAGAUUUGAUAAUUAGUGCUUUCGUGGUUGUUUGUGUAUGUCCAGUAAUACAUCAAUAGUUGUUUUCAUUUUCAGUCAAUGUUCUUUUGGAAAAAUGGUGGACGCGGCCCUAACUUCGAACACACUGGUCUAAUCCAAUCGCAUAUCAAAAAUGCUCAAAGAAAUUUUUGCUGUGUUCCCGCACCUUAAAUCCUACAAUGGCGUUAUGAUCCAAAAGACAUACGAAAGAAUGAACCCUACACUUGAUAGAGAGUCUAAUCAGAAAAAAGUCCUAGUAAGAGGACUAUUGAUUGAAAAUGAAACCCUCGCGACAGUUGGAGAUGAUAAUUUGCGAGGAUGUCUGAGAAUUCUGGUGCCUCUGAGCAGAAAAGGUGUCAAAAGCCAAGCCGGAAUUGAAUGUUUGUCGGCAGAGGAACCAAUUGCAGCGCCACUAGUUAGAUGGAUUUCGAUCAAUCAACAUCCCUUCCAGAACAACAAGCCAAAUACGUCGCAUGGAAUUUGGAUUCGCCCGUAGAUCCACAUUUGAUAACUGAUGGUACAAACUUUUACUUAUAUGUUGAAGAAGAGAUAGUGGAGUGCGGAACUUCAUCACUUCAUGCA